This is a messenger RNA of Centruroides sculpturatus (bark scorpion), 422 nucleotides long. Its product is annotated as acyloxyacyl hydrolase-like. Lineage: Eukaryota; Metazoa; Arthropoda; Arachnida; Scorpiones; Buthidae. Gene Ontology annotation, biological process: negative regulation of inflammatory response; lipopolysaccharide catabolic process. The transcript is spliced from 5 exons. Bases 24 to 422 code for a protein of 132 amino acids. The record is from RefSeq and is a predicted model, not a curated record. Gene Ontology annotation, molecular function: acyloxyacyl hydrolase activity; calcium ion binding.
ACCAGGUCGCAGACCUGCCGAUUAUGAUAGAGAUAUUGAUUCAAAACUGUAAUGGAAUAUGGGGUACAGAUAAAAUUACAGGUGAACCAUACGAAAAAGAGCUUUGUGAAAGAACAAAUCCACGUGGUCUUGUAUACAUAGGAGAUUCAGUCGGUGCUCGUUUACAUGUUCCUUUGCAAUGGUUUACUGCUAGAGAAUUUUUAAAAAAAUAUUUUACACAUCUUGAAUUCAUUCUUGGAAAUGAACUUGACUGGCCUGAAACAUCAUUUGCAACAGGUUAUAAGAAUUUCUCUUGGCCUACACUUCAAGGAUAUACAGAUUCUUUGUAUUUUAGAUUAAGGGAACACAAUUUAUGUAAUCAUAGAGAUUAUCAAAAUUUGGCUGUUAAUGGUAUUGUUUCAUAUAUAUUCAUAUUACAGUAG